Ananas comosus (pineapple) is the source of this 1022-nucleotide messenger RNA. RefSeq names its product 50S ribosomal protein L33-like. The record is from RefSeq and is a predicted model, not a curated record. Gene Ontology annotation, biological process: translation. Bases 549 to 722 code for a protein of 57 amino acids. The transcript is spliced from 2 exons. Gene Ontology annotation, molecular function: structural constituent of ribosome. Gene Ontology annotation, cellular component: large ribosomal subunit; ribosome. Lineage: Eukaryota; Viridiplantae; Streptophyta; Magnoliopsida; Poales; Bromeliaceae.
ACUAGUGUUAUUGCAUCAUAUACAGUAAUUUUAAAAGAAUUUAAACAUGAUGCCAACAAGAAUGUUAUUCACAUUAAAUAAACAAGAGUAGUUGGGUGGGGGAAGAUAUAAAUUUACUCCGUUUGUUUGUUGAUAGUGACCUUAAACUUUUGUAGUUCGAGUUAUUUCAUUGUCCUUAGCAUUCUCUAUUGGUUGGCACACUACGAUUUUUUUAGUGCUUUCGGUUUAUACCCUGUAUCAUUCUUAUGACUAUGAACUAAUGCGAAUAAUUUUGAGAUUUAUUGUAUCAACUGGCUUCGGUGGUUAUCAACUGAGAGAAUCUUUAAUUCAGCUCCUCACUUUGGUGGUUAUCGGUUGAUAACAAAGAAAAAAAGGGGGGGAUUCUUUAUCAGAAAUUCGUAGUAUGAUACAAUGAAAGGCUAAAUUAACAACCCAAGAGGCUUAUUUGGGGAAAUUGUUUUCUUUCAAAUGAAACCAAUUCGUUGUGCUUUGGUUUAAGGAAAGGUCGAAUUAGUUAUCAAUAAGUCUGUGUACUUGUAGUAAAGAAUAUGGGGAAAGCAAAAGGUGGGUCAAUAUUCAUCAGGCUGGUUUCAGCUGCAGGUACUGGAUUCUUCUAUGUUAAGCGGAAGAAUCCACGGCGAAUCACUGAGAAGCUCGAGUUUCGCAAGUAUGACCCGAGAGUGAAUCGGCAUGUUCUUUUCACAGAAGCCAAGAUGAAAUGAUGAGAUAGAUAUGUGAAGUACUUUUUGCGCGAAGAUCUAUCUUGCAUAAACUAUAUAUUUGUUUGAAGUUCGGACCUCUCAUCUGGCUCUUCUGAGUUGAAAGCUUACAUAAAAGCUCAAACUAUUUAUGACAGGCUGGUUUGAAGAAUGAUGCUUUUAUAGAAUCUUUUGAUGCUUUUCUGCGAAAGACUUCUUGUUUUUAUGCUGCCAAUGAACUGCAUUAUUCUUUCCAAUUUUCAUUUUCCAUCCGUGAUAUGUUUUCUUAUGAUGAAUAGAAAUUUAAGCCUUAUUUGUUGAUUA